AUGAUUAUUAUAUUUUUUUUCCUUUAUUCAGUACUAUCAUAUACAUUUGUGAUUCAUGGAGAAAAUACAACCACAAUCGAAUAAGACUCAAUUUUAUCUUCCAAAUUUUCUCUAACAAACCCCAUUUAAACUCAAUGUUCGCCUAUUCGACUUUACAUUGUUGGCUCAACUUAAAAUCAAAGCGAAUUUAUUGUAAAAAACAAUAAUGAAACCGAUUUACACUUUUAAUUUAACAUCACAUCAGUUGAUAGCGAUAUCAUAAGCGUUCAUCAUAAUAAAUAAUUAGAAAAGAUUACUAUAAAACCUAAUAAUUCAUUUGAAUUUCAUGUAAAUUAUAUCUGCUUGAAGCAAAUCGGAGAAUAAACUUGGACAACAAUUCAAAUUAUGUAUUAAUUUAACGAAAACCAACACAUUGCAUAUUAUUACAAAUUCUGUGGAGCUUCAGAGACAUUUUUUCAUCCAUUAGCAGUUUUGUUGUUUUUUUCUUUAUGUAUUAUAGUGAGCGGGUCUAUUUAUGGAAUUAAAGAAUGGAAAUUGUUUGGGGGAUCCUAGACAGAAGCUUAUGGACCUAAAGCUGCAAUUAUUUUUAUAAUUGUUUCAAGCUUUCUUUUGAUAUCACUAUAUAAGUUUUAAACUUUUGCUUCUAGUUUCACUUACAUUAUCAUGAUGUUUACAGCUUUUAUUUCAAUAGAAACAAUAUUGUUGGACAUGUAAAACGAGUACUCCUAUUCUAACAAUAUUAAAAUAUUGUUCUCAACAAUAAUGAGUGGUACCCUUAUCAUUCUAUAUCAUCAUACAAAAACCUGGAUUCUAAAUAAUAUCUUAGCAGUUUCUAUAAUAUUUUUUAGUUUUCGAAUUUUAGAGUUUGAUUCUUUAAAAACAGGGACUAUCUUUAUGCUUUUAGCUUUGCUCUAUGACAUGUUUUGGAUAUUUGUUAGCCCAACCAUUUUUGGUUAGUCUGUUAUAUAGAACAUCACAACCACAAUUGAAUUACCUAUAAAACUCUUAAGUCCAUCAUUAAUAAAAAAUUGUAAUUCCCCUUAUUAACAAUGUUCAAUUUUAGGAAUUGGCGAUAUUCUUAUUGUAGGAUUGAUCAUAAAAUACAUUCUAAAAUUUGAAAAGCUGUCUGGAGAAAAUAGUUUAAUAUUUUUUUCAUCAAUUUUAGGAUAUGGGAUUGGAUUAACAUCCUAUUUCAUUUUAAUCUAUUUUUAUCAUAUUUAAUAUCCAGCAUUAUUUUAUAUUAUACCUACUACCUUCUUAUCAAUAGUUGUCCCAAGCACAUUGAAAUCAUUGUUCCUUCAGAUUUGGAAUGGUACAUUUGUAAUUCAAUUAAUUGAGGAAUAAGAGUUAGAAAUGAUUUGA
This is a messenger RNA of Paramecium tetraurelia, 1362 nucleotides long. RefSeq lists its product as uncharacterized. Gene Ontology annotation, biological process: membrane protein proteolysis. Gene Ontology annotation, cellular component: cytoplasmic side of endoplasmic reticulum membrane; membrane; lumenal side of endoplasmic reticulum membrane. Lineage: Eukaryota; Ciliophora; Oligohymenophorea; Peniculida; Parameciidae. The record is from RefSeq and is a predicted model, not a curated record. The transcript is spliced from 2 exons. Gene Ontology annotation, molecular function: aspartic endopeptidase activity, intramembrane cleaving.